Molecule: messenger RNA, 5369 nt
Organism: Hyaena hyaena (striped hyena)
Lineage: Eukaryota; Metazoa; Chordata; Mammalia; Carnivora; Hyaenidae
Gene: LRP11
Product: LDL receptor related protein 11
Exons: 7
Coding region: 76-1584 (502 amino acids)
Molecular function (GO): protein binding
Source: RefSeq, a predicted model, not a curated record
ACGGGGCCCGCGCUCGCCCGCCUUCCUCGCGCUCUGCGGCCCCGCUUCGGCUCGCCGCCUCAGCACCCGGCCGCCAUGGCCUUCGCCGCCGGCGGGAGCGCGGGCUCGGGGCGCAGGCGGCCGCCGCGGCACCGGGCGCUGCGCGGGCUGCUGCUGCUCUGCCUGUGGCUGCCGAGCGGCGGCGCGGCGGGGCCGCCGCCCGCGCCGCUGUCCGAACUGCACGCGCAGCUCUCGGGAGUGGAGCAGCUGCUGGAGGAGUUCCGCCGGCAGCUGCAGCAGGAGCGGCCGCAGGAGGAGCUGGAGCUGGAGCUGCGCGCGGGCGGCGGUCCCCAGGAGGGCUGCCCGGGCCCGGGCGGCGGCGGCGGCGGCGGCGGCGGCUACAGCGCCAUGCCGGACGCCAUCAUCCGCACCAAGGACUCCCUCGCGGCGGGCGCCAGCUUCCUGACGGCGCCGGCGGCCGUGCGGGACUGGCGGCAGUGCGUGGCGGCCUGCUGCUCCGAGCCGCGCUGCUCGGUGGCCGUGGUGGAGCUGCCCCGGCGGCCCGCGCCCUCCGCCGCCGCGCUCGGCUGCUACCUCUUCAACUGCACCGCCCGCGGCCGCAGCGUCUGCAAGUUCGCGCUGCACCGCGGCUACAGCAGCUACAGCCUCAGCCGCGCCCCGCAGCGGGGGCAGGGAGACCUGGGAGCCUCGCCUCCGAUGGAAAAAGAUGAGCCCCCACUUAGCAAGGCUGGGAAGGACAUAGUUUUGCACCUGCCUACAGAUGGAGUGGUUUUGGAUGGCCGUGAGAGCACAGACGACCAUGCCAUUGUCCAGUAUGAGUGGACGCUGUUGCUGGGUGACCCAUCAGUGGACAUGAAGGUACCUCAGUCAGGAACCCUGAAGCUGUCCCACUUACGGGAAGGAACAUACACCUUUCAGCUCACUGUGAUGGACACUGCUGGGCAGAGAAGCUCUGACAACGUCUCAGUGACAGUGCUGCCCAUGACCGUCUCCACAGGAGGAUGCUUGAACGUUUGCUCACGCUACCACUUCUUUUGUGAUGAUGGCUGUUGCAUUGACAUCACACUGGCUUGCGACGGAGUGGAGCAGUGUCCUGAUGGGUCCGAUGAGGCUUUCUGUCAUAAUUUGGGCCUGGAGCGGGAGAUGGUGACCCACACAGCAGCUGCCCAGCCUGGAACCAUGGGACCCAUCAAAGAUGUAGCAGGGGGCUCCUUCUUGCAAACGUCCCAGAAAGUCACCGUCCAAAACCAGCCACCGGUGUUAUCAAACACAGAGAAGAGGAAUCAUUCCACUCUUUGGGGACCAGAGAGUCAGACUGACCCCGUGAUGCCAGAUAGCGGUUCCUCAGAGAAGAACAGAAAAGAAAAAAAUUAUAUUUUUGAAUCAAAGAGCGAUCGAGGAGGAGGAGAACAUCCAGCCCCAGAAACAGGUGCAGUGCUACCCUUGGCCCUGGGUUUGGCCAUCACGGCUCUGCUGCUUCUCAUGGUCGCUUGCCGUCUACGCCUGGUGAAACAGAAACUUAAAAAAGCUCGUCCCAUUACAUCUGAGGAAUCGGACUACCUCAUAAAUGGGAUGUAUCUAUGAAAGUGUCAUUCGAAUAGCUAGGGGCGAGGGUGUUUCACUUCUAAUUUAUACCUAUUGGGCUCCGGAUAUUUAGAAACCUCUUUGGUUUGAGCUGGGCUAAGAAAACCAAAACCCCAGAAAAUUCUGCAAACCCCAAACUUUUGUUUUUAUUUAUUGUAGAAUGAUUUUCUUCCGGAAGUAUGUGAGAUAUUUUGAAGUUUUGAGAGGAGUCUGAGUAAAGACUCACAAAUCGAAUUCUGACUUAAUGUAAGCAGUCCCUGAAAAUAGUAGUUCGCAGUGAGCCGCGGCGGAUCGUUCAGCGUUUGAGGGGUGGCCUGGGAAUGGCGAUGCUAACCCGUUACUUUUUAGAGGCCAGCCAUUGGCCCCUGCCAACCUGGGACCACUUUAUACACAGCUUCCUCCUCUCCCCUUCAAAGCCUGUUUCUGUGACUGGAUCUCAAGUGAUCUUCAAUGAGCUGAUACCUAGGGCAGCAAUAUCUAUACUGGAGCCCCAUGAACAUGUCAAGAAGGCGUUGGGAAAGGAGAAUGUGAGUUUAUCUCAGUGCCUCUGACAUCAUGUCAUUUAGGGAGCCGCCUCAUUAGGCCUCCCUUUGGGCAGAAAAUCCCAGCCUCUGGAAAACAAAUAGCUGUCACGUGGUCAUGAGGCGUUAGGAGACCUGGUGAAGGAGAGGGGGCAGCUCAAACAUUUCAACACCAACUCGGCUGAGGGCAAAGUGGGAGGAGCACAAUUAGGCCUUUCUUGAAUCUACUCGACACUGCUUGGUGGUCCAGAACGCAGCAGCUUUAUUUAUGUAGUCGCUGGGUUUCAACACCAGUCUGUGUGGAUGGAAAAGAAAAGUGCCUGCAAACCGGAAACAGAGCACUGGGUGGAUUCCUGGUGCAGCUUUGGUAAAAAUGCCACGUGUGUAAGUAGCAGCAGUGUCUUUCAGCCAGUGGAAAUGAGCAUUUUCUCCACUAUUUACUUAAUGCUGUAAGAUGUUGUAAUGUGCAGUCAGCUAAUGCCAGGCUUACGCACUCCCGGAGCGUAAAGCAGGCUUGCACAAAUUCAUCUUUGCAGAAAACUGGCAUCUAGCUUAGCAUCUAUCCCCUGUUCAUCAGUCUAGGAUUUUAAAGGCAAACUGUUCCCAUCAUCACUUCACGCCGGGAUUACACAUGUUCUAGAAAGCAUUCUCCUUGAGAGGAAUGUGGUGCCUGUCUAUAGUCAUGUGAUGUUGCUAUGUACAUAAUAUGGCUUCUUCUCAUCAGUGGCAAAUCUUCUAAAAUAUCUGAAUACAUUGUAGAACAUUCUGUUUUCAGACUGAAACCGAGGUAAGUUGUUCCUUUGGCAAAGGGCUUAAUUUGGGUCCGAAAUAUAACGAACCCAUUAACAAAUGGAAAGUUCUAAAAAACAAAGAAAUUGGUUACUUUUACGUCCUGAGAGGUCCAAGCAUUUUGUGGAAUAUUUAUAAUUGAGCGAAGAUUUGAGUCUCUCCUCGAGGGCAGGUUAGAGAAAGGGCAGCACAGACGACCUGAGGCCCUCUGUGGCCAUGUGUACGCCACGUCGCUGUGUGUCGCCGUGCAGCCUACCAGCCUGGACCCAUAGCUACACCCGACACGAUACAAACUGCUGAGGGAUGCAGCCUCCAGCACAUCUUUUAUACGUGAGGAAAUUAAAACAUGAUUUAGUAUUGCUUUGGUGUCAAAAGACUUGAAAAAGGAUGUCCAUAUCUACAUGUACAAUAACCCUUUAAUAAACUGUAUUUUAUUCUUAUACCUUUUUAAACAGCCAUUUAACCUAAUCAUAAGUUGCUAUCAUUUACUGAGCUGUUCCUGUAUUGUUACCUGGAUUUAACCCUAUCAACCUUAUCUUGCAAAGGGGGAAAUUAGGAAUGAGAGAAGGAGAAUCAAGGUCUACAAUUUAUGUUGUCAGAUGGACUGCGUGGGGCUUUUCAGAGUCACUUUACCUGUGAGUAUCUUAAUUGAAGGGGUUCUGCAUCUAAGACGAUUUUAAAAUAAUUUUAAAGGGAAAGUUGUCUGCAAUUUACUGCCCAAACAUGUUCUUGUGCCUCGCAUAUCUUUCCCUGAGAAAAGGCCCAUCUGAGCCACCUUCCAGAAAACUCAGAGCUUCUCUCCUCCAGUCCUCCUACAUACAAGCAGACAACAGCUAGUCUCCAUCCUUCCAGAAGCUCGAAUGUUUCCAGUCACUUGGGUAUCAGGUUGUUCUCUUCCACGGGAAAAUAACACUGUCUUCAUCUUCCUCUCCCUUACUUUUCAUAAUCCGUGAUUUGGCUCCACGAUUCACCUCCGCACUUCCCAGCCCUCCUCAGUCACUGAUGGCCGUUUCAGGUCGUCUUUAUCAUAUUUUCCCGCAGCCCAAACGUGGAGACGCUUAUUUCUAUUUGUUCUUCAGUUUUGCUGUUCAAGGCAGACCUUGCUGGUGAAUUAACUGGACUCCGGGUACAGAAACACAGGGCAGUGGGCCGUGCCCCAGGACACAGGGCCGCCCGGGUCCUCACGUGUGCUGUCUCGUCAGUCACGGUGCUCUGCAACAGCAGCAUCUGGGCCUGAGAUUGUCCCUGGGCGUCUCUUAAGUUACACUGUCCCCAGUUUGAUGUUUGGGGAUUGCACCGUUUUGUUCCUAUCAGAGUGACUCCGAUUAUUUGUUUUCUUUAAAACAAUAGUUUGGCCCAGCCGUUGGCGUUAAAACCGAAUGAGGGUUUCUAACAAAAAACCGCCCAAGCCGAAUAGAGAGGGAGAAGCUUAGUUUGCUUUUCACAAAUGUUCUCAUCUCCCUGGCUUUUUAAGCAAAUUGUGAUGCUGACUUUUUCUGGGGCGCUGGCCCCAUUUUCCCCAGCUCUUUUGUCCUGAAUUCUAUCUAGUAUCCUAAAUAAAGUGCAUAUUUUAUAGCUACUUUAAGAGCAAACAUUUUUUGGGGGGGGGGAUAAAUAUAAAACCGCCAGGGAUGAAAAUGUGGUUAGACACACCGAAGCUGGAUGUGUUCAGAAAUGGACUGAGUGCUUAGGACUGAGCCUCCUCCAUUAGCUACAUUUAGGCCUCGGUGUGUCUUCAUUCCUGCUCAUUUAUUUCCUCCCAUCACCUCCGUGUUUAGUCUUUAUGGAAGUUACCUCACUGUAAAUUGGAAAGAGAUCAACUUACAGUAUCAUUCAGCUUAAAGAUGUUUUUAUACAGUUAUUUCAAAACGUAGGAAACUUCUCAAAACACAUUUUAAAAUUACUUUAACUUUUACCAAAAAGCUUAGGGAAAAUUGUACUGAGUUUAUGGACUUUAAAAGUUCCUUUUUGUUUCCAUUCGUCAUCAUUUCAUAUGACUGAAGACCCAAGAGUCCAAAAAUAUCAAAAGUCUAUGUUCUCAUAUUUAAACAAAGCAGUUUCACAGAUGAAAACAGAAAUUUAGAAGAAUCCCUAAAUGUCUGAUCUAGAGAUGUGUGUAUAGAAGAAUGAAGGAAUCAGAACCGUGAACUAUGCAAUCUGAGAUCACGCCUUCAAUGUCAUUUGCUGUUGAAGGGGAGACAGUCUGACACUCCAUUAACACCCCCACCUGUAACGUCUGGCCUGCUUUAUCCAACUGUGUUCCCUACAAGCUAAUCACAUAAAGGAGUCAAGAUCCGAAAGAAGGGCAGGUCUUCUUCCCCAGAAAAUAUCUUUUUAUAAUUGAUUUACACUUGACACAAUCAUGUUCAUAUGGAAAUUCUGCAAGCUCUUUCAUCUGUAAUGUAAUUCCUAAGCAAAAUCCUGACAAGAUAAUCAACAAAAAGCUGAAAUAAACAGGGUUGGCAAAAGAAAUUA